Mytilus trossulus (common blue mussel) is the source of this 1124-nucleotide messenger RNA. RefSeq lists its product as uncharacterized. The transcript has 7 exons. The coding region runs from base 74 to 790 and encodes 238 amino acids. NCBI's taxonomy places the organism in Eukaryota, Metazoa, Mollusca, Bivalvia, Mytilida, Mytilidae. The record is from RefSeq and is a predicted model, not a curated record.
ACAACAAUUACAAUAUCUGUCGUGCUUGUUUUAUUUUUCAAGAACAUUAGCACUUUAUAUAAGAAAACACGACAUGAUUUCGAUCAAUCUUUUAGUAUUAAUCAAUUCUGUUGUUGUUGCGCUGAUGGCUAUAUACAUGUACGUUAUCGUAAAUGAAAAAAGAUUACAGGAAGAUCGGACAGUGCAAAAUGUUGAUCGUGAAGAGAAUCUGACUGCUGAAAUAAGACGAAUUUCUGAUAAACUAAAGGAAGUGCAAUACAUUGACAAUGUCGUAAAGAAACUGGCCGUCGGUAUAACUGAUGAAAUAAAAAAACAAGUUUCUGAUGAACGUAUAGCAGAAAGAGUUCAAAGCUUAGAUAAUGUUGUAAAGAAUAUGAACGCAAGUAUAUCUGCUGAAAUAAGACGAUUUUCUGAAAAAGUGAAAAACAUUGAAAAUGAUGUUGAGAAUCUGAAAGUCAGUAUAACUGCUGACAUACGACGCAUUUCUGAGGAAACGAUAGCAGAAAAAGAACCACGUCGAAAGGACGAUCGUGCUUUGUCAAUGUGCAUUGGUAUUUCCGAUAAAAACACUUAUAUCAAAUCUGUAAGAAGGACGGUUUGCCAAGGUGGACCAUCAUGUGAGAGCAUCUGCAAGGACAUUGUACUUCUCGAUAUAAGUUUGAAAUGUUUCAAUGCUUUGCAUUUAUAUGAACGAAGUGAAAAAGAUACAUCUUCAAUGGCGUAUUUGUACGGAAAAGGUGGAUGUUCUACCACAGUUUGUGGACCAAACUACUGCUGCUGCUACAGAUGAUAUCCAGAUAUUUCAGUGGGAACUAUAUUCGCAAAUAUCUGAAGAACAUAUCUUUAAAAUAAAAUAAAUGAAUGUCAAUAUGAACAGAUAUUGAUUAAAAGGUUAAAAGGUAAUAGACUAAUGGACCUGGAAAUAGCUUGCCCUAAAUAAAAGUUAGGGAAAGAGCAAUAGUUACAAUCAAUCAUUUUUUUUUAAAUAUUAGCAGAUUUAUUAUGUUUAUCGAAUAUACCCAGUUUAUAGUAAUACUUUAUUCCAAAAGCAAGUACAGCUUAUAGGAUAAACAUUCAAUUUUUGACAAAUUUAUUAUACAUGCAACACUAUUACAUAAACAUAC